AAAUGUGAUGUAAACAAACUGAUGCUCUUGUUCGUUUACUUCUGUAUGAUAAUACAUUAUAACUCUUUUCUUUGUCAUGAUUUAAAGAGGAGUUUCUAAGCGGAAGGUGAGGCAUAAGUGUUGUGUUUGCCGAGCCACAACACUCUCAUCCAGACAGGAGAUACUUCAGAUUCACCAGGGAUCCUGUGCGUUGUAGAGAGUGGACAAGCUUAUUAAGGAAGGUGGAGCUGGCAUCACAUUCGCCGAAUGCCCUUUAUGCCAGCUUCCGAGCUUUCUCCAGUCACUUUGGAGCAAAGGUUUACUCCACUUGGCCAAAAAUGCGGUGCCCGAUCAGCCUCCAGUUUCCCCACAGAUUUCUGGAAUGGCUUCAUCACUGAUGGAGAAAUUGGACUCUUCUCGGAUUGAAGCAACUGAUUUGGUGGUACUCCAAGAUGAUUCCAACGUAACGCCAAGAAGAGGAGUGCAGAGACUUAGGCUACUAACGCCUAAGUCUAAGAAAAUAAAGUCACUGGCAACAAAACUGCAUUUCCUCAAUAGGAAGUAUGCUCAAACGAAAGUUGAGCGUGUGAAAAACUUAAAACAAGUUAUAAGCUCGAUUGAACCUCAGGUGAGUCCAGUUAUUUUUAGUUUUAUUAGAUCGCAAUUAAUUUCAAGUUCAGUAUCUAAGUAUGGACAUAGGUGGUCUCUAAGCGAUAAAAAUCUCUGCUUACAGUUAUACCUAUCUAGUCCUAAAGCAUAUAACACCCUGAAACGAUUUUUGAAUUUGCCUAGUAAACCUACUCUUAUAAAAAUUGUUUCUGGCAUAAAAAUGGAACCAGGUUUCUCAACUGCUGUGCUCAAUUCAAUUAAACUUAUAGCCAGUAAGAUAAAGCCACAUGACAAAUAUUGUAUUAUAUCUUUUGAUGAAAUGUUAUUAAAAUGUGGCUUGGUUUACAAUAAAAAGAAAGAUAAAAUUGUGGGAUUUGAAGAUUACGGAUCCCAAAUUCAAUCUUCCUCCUCCAAGCUUGCAACACACGCUCAUCUUUUAUGGUGCGUGGGCUUUGCAAAAAAUGGAAACAGAUUGUUGGUUUCUUUUUCUUAUCACAAACAGCACCGGCUGCCACACCGAAGAUUUUACUGACUAAUCUUUUAGGUGAACUCAAUGUGGCAUGACCCCAAUUGCUGUUGUAUGUGACCAGGGAGCCAACAAUCUUAAACUGUAUGCCGAAGAAUGGGUUGUGACAGUUGACUGUCCUUAUUUCACUGUAGAUAAUGUUAAUGUAUAUACUUUUUUUGAUGUGCUUCACUUGUUGAAAAGUUUACGGAACAACAUUAAAAAGUAUCCUGUUCAUUUAAAUGGUUUCAAAUCAGCAAUUUGGUCUCAUGUGGCCUCUCUGUAUGAAUUUGAUUCCAAACCAAACAGGAUCAUAGGAGUGUUCCCAAAUUGACGCAAAAGCAUAUUGAGGUUGAUGGACUUAGUGCUAUGAAUGUGAAGCUCGCUGCACAGAUUUUAAUAUAAUCUGUUGCUGCGGGUAUUUGCACU
Parasteatoda tepidariorum (common house spider) is the source of this 1522-nucleotide messenger RNA. The record is from RefSeq and is a predicted model, not a curated record. Lineage: Eukaryota; Metazoa; Arthropoda; Arachnida; Araneae; Theridiidae.